This is a messenger RNA of Myotis davidii, 1345 nucleotides long. It is a transcript of the gene ASB9, whose product is annotated as ankyrin repeat and SOCS box containing 9. The record is from RefSeq and is a predicted model, not a curated record. The transcript has 8 exons. Gene Ontology annotation, molecular function: protein binding. Lineage: Eukaryota; Metazoa; Chordata; Mammalia; Chiroptera; Vespertilionidae. Gene Ontology annotation, biological process: protein ubiquitination; intracellular signal transduction; positive regulation of protein catabolic process. Bases 188 to 1072 code for a protein of 294 amino acids.
GGGCUGUUGUGGGCUUUAGCCAGUCUCCAGAGAGCUAGGUGACGGUUAUUCCUACCAUCUGACCAGGACGGUGCAGCUCAGCCAGCCACAGCACUGGAAUUUCCCAGGAGCCGGGGGAGCCUGGAAUUUGGACUUUUCCUGACCAACUGAAGUGGAACAGGGAGCUUGACUGACCCAGGAGAGCACAAUGGAUCGCGAACCACCAAACAGGAUUGGCAGCAAGCCCUCAGGUGUAGGAGACUUUUCUGCCACCAGGUUUCUCUCAAAUCCAAUGAUGGGAGGUGUUGAGUCUGAUUGGUCUCCAAUGCAUGAGGCUGCAAUCAAUGGGCGUCUGCUCUCUUUGAGGAGUCUCAUCAGCCAGGGGUGGGGUGUGAACAUCCUCACAGCAGAUUGUGUGUCCCCACUCCAUGAAGCCUGUCUUGGAGGUCAUCCCUCUUGUGCAUCCAUUUUAUUAAAGCAUGGAGCUCAGGUGGAUGGCGUUGCCACAGACUGGCACACUCCCUUGUUCAAUGCUUGUAUCAGUGGCAGCCAGGAAUGUGUGAAUUUGCUUCUGCAGUAUGGAGCCAGCCCCCACCCUGCAUGUGAUCUGGCAUCUCCCAUCCAUGAAGCUGCUAAGAGAGGCCACAUGGGGUGCAUCGAGUCCAUUGCAGCUCAUGGGGGUAACAUUGACUAUCAUAUCAGCCACCUGGGCACUCCACUCUAUUUGGCUUGUGAAAACAAGCAGAUAGCCUGUGCCAAGAAGCUUCUGGAAGCAGGAGUAAAUGUGAACCGAGGCCGAGACCUGGAGUCCCCUCUUCAUGCAGCAGCUAGGGCAUCCAGUGAGGAGCUGGCCACCCUGCUCUUGGACUUCGGAGCAGACAUGCAGGCCAAGAAUGCCGAAGGCAAACGUCCCUUCGAUUUGGUGUCUCCAGAUGACCCUCUGUUUCAGCUCUUCGUGAAGAGAGAAGAGCCCCCUUCUUUGAGGCAGUUAUGCCGCCUUCGAAUCCGGAAGUGCUUUGGGAUCCAGCAGCAGCAUAAGAUCAAUGAACUCCUCCUCCCAGAUGAGCUGAAAAAGUUUCUCCUGCACAUUUAAGUGUGUCAAGGCAAGCGUUAUCACUGUGCUAUAGCCACAGGAAUUCCUAAAUAAAGUUGUAGUAGUAGUUGUUUUUUUCAAUGGAAACACACUGGGUACUUUUGUAUUGUUGAUUCAAAGACAUGAAGACUUUUUUCUUUUCUUUAUGUUGGCUGUUGUCAUUUUUAUUUUAUUAUUGUUUAAAAUAUUACAAAUAGUAGCACAUAUGUCUCCUUUUUUUCCCAGUUGACCUUCCCUCAGACUCCGCUAACCGCCGGCACAUGCCCUCACCCA